GAGACAGUUUGAUGGUAGUGGUCGUAGAAUCCGAGGUAACAGUUUUGUGAGACAAAGUUAUGUUACACCUAAUUACAGGAGCAGUAGAACUGGGGGCAAUGGGGUGUACCAAAAUAGAACCAGUUUCACAAAUAGAGAUCAAGGUCCACCAGUAAGGUAUAGGUGACUGAGUAGUCCUCGUAAUGUUCAAAAUUGUGGAAAUUGUACUUUAGGGAAAGGAGAUGAGUAUUUUUCCCCAUGUAAGAGAGAAACUUUUUCAUAUGUUGAUAAGUCAUUACGUGAUAAGUCUGUUGGUAAGCUGAAGUUUGAAAAGGGAAGAGUAAAUGGGAUAAGUGUGUCUGUUUUGAAAGAUUCUGGUUCGAGUGUUAUAGGAAUUAGAAGUUCAUUAGUUGGUGAGAAAGACAUGAUUCCUGGUACUUACAAAUUAAAGCUUGUCGAUGGGACAGUCAGGGAUUACCCAUUGGCGUGUGUAAGUAUUGAGUCGGAUUACAUUGUUGGGAAAUAUGUGGUUGCUUGUUUUAAAGAUCCUGUUGCAGAUUUGAUUCUUGGGAAUGUUGAUAUUAAUGUGAGUCAGGAGUUUGAUUGCGCAGCAGUAACUAGGUCAGCGAAAGAUAGAGAGAAUGAUAGUGGCCCUGUAAAUGAGUGUGGAAUAUUGCAAGAUUGUUGUGAUGUUUUAGGUACGAGUGAUGAUUUUUUACGUGAACAGCUGAGUGAUCCGUCUUUAAAAGAUCUAUGGGGGCGACAUGUGGACAAUUGUGUAGAUAAUAAAAAGAAUGGAAGUGUGGAAUAUAAAGUGUUUGAUAGACUAUUGUACAGAGUAUUUAGGGGAGAGUUUGGUGAGGAAGAAAGACAGUUAGUUGUACCCUCAGCUAAGAGAGAAAUUGUGUUGAAAACUACUCAUGAGAGUAUAUUAGCAGGGCAUUUGUCAUUAAGAAAGACUGAAAGUAAAAUAUACAAAUAUUUUUUCUGGCAAGGUUUAGAUAAAGACAUAAAAGAGUUUGUGAGGUCGUGUGAUAUUUGUCAGAAAGCUAGAGUGCCGCGUCGUUGUGACAGAGUGGAGCUAGGCCAAAUGAAUGUUGUUACCACUCCGUUUUACAAAGUUGCUACAGAUAUUAUUGGGCCAUUGGAGAUAACUGACAAUAAGAAUAGGUAUAUUUUGACAGUGGUAGAUGUCGCUACCAGAUGGCCAGAAGCGAUACCUCUGAGGAAUAUAAAUACAGAAACAGUUAUUGAGGCACUAACUAAUAUUUUUUGUAGAAUAGGGCUACCUAUAGAAAUAUUAAGUGAUCAAGGCCCCCAGUUUACUUCCGAAUUGUACAAACAGGUGUGCGAAUUUUUCUCAGUUAAACCCGUGCACUCCACUAUAUACCACCCCAGCUCUAAUGGUAUGAUAGAAAGGCUCAAUUCUACUUUAAAAUCCUUUUUAAGUAAAGUAUGUCAGGAUAGCCCUCAUGAUUGGGACCGGAAAGUUAGUGCAGCAUUGUUCGCCUACCGAGAGGUACCUAAUGAGACAACGGGGUUGUCGCCAUUUGAGCUUGUCUAUGGAAGACAAAUGAGAGGCCCACUGGCUAUUUUGAAGCAAGUAUUUGUAAAUGCUGAAGAAGAAACUGAAUAUAAGAAUGUGUUCACUUGUUUAGUGGACUUAAAACAAAGAUUAUCAGAGGUGACUUCUAUUGCUAAAUCUAACAGCGAUGCAAACAAAAAGAAGUACAAGAUGCAAUAUGACAAAUAUUCGUCUAGACGAGACAUUAAUGAGGGUGACUGUGUUUUAGUCCUCAAGCCACACAGAGACAAUAAGCUGUCCGUGUUUUGGCAAGGCCCGUAUAAGGUGGUGAAUAAAAUAUCAAAGUUCAAUUACGUUGUUGAGAAAGAAAAUAAGAUAAAGGUGUAUCACAUAAACCGACUCAUGAAAUAUCACUGUAGGGUAAAGGAAGUAAGCAAUUCAAACGUUGAAACUGAGGAUACAAAUGAACUUUUAUCAGCUAACAUGGUAUCAGUUGUGGGGGAAGAAGUUGAUGAGCAGGAUGGGGAGAAUGAAGAUGUAAUUGCUAACAUCCCAACGCUAGAGAUUAGGUCGGAAGAAAUGAGUGGCGGGAAUGUGUUGACGCAGGUCAAAAUUAAUCCCGAUUUGAAUGCUAUACAAAAGAAGCAAGUUGAUGACAUUUUGAGUGAAUUUAAAGACAUAAUAUCUGAUAUUCCUGGUAGAGCCAAGGUCGAAGAGUUUAAAAUUAAAUUGGUUGAUACGAAACCUGUGACUUUAAAACCAUAUGCGGUACCUAUCCACUUAAGAGAUAAAGUUAAGCAAGAGAUUGACAGCAUGUUGGAUUUGGGAAUUAUAGGGCCAACAGACUCUCCCUAUGCAGCACCCGUUGUUAUAAUAAAAAAGAAAGACGGAACUUUGCGACCUUGUAUUGAUUUUAGAAAAUUAAAUAAUGUUACUGAAAUACCCGCUGAGGUAAUUCCCGAACAAGAAGAUUUGUUCAACAUGCUAUAUAAAGCUAAGUACUUUACGUUACUGGAUCUGACUAAGGGUUACUGGCAAAUUCCAAUUUGUGAAACAAGCAAACCAUUUACAGCAUUUAGAGUUUUGGGAGAACAUUAUAUGUUCCAUUAUUUACCCUUUGGAUUAAGCGGUGCUCCUAAUCACUUUAACAAGAUUGUUAAGCGCAUGUUAAGAGGUUUAGAAAAUGUAUUGUUUUAUUUCGAUGACAUUUGUAUUUUCAGUGAGGACUGGGACAGACACAUUGAAAGUGUUCGUAAUGUAUUUAGUGCUUUAAGAAAGAAUGGAUUUACAUUAAAACCCGCCAAAUUGGAGGUGGGCUUUACUAAUGUAAAAUUUCUAGGUCAUAGUGUCGGACAGGGAGUUGUCAAACCUGAUCAUAGUAAUGUGAAAAAGAUUUUGGAAUUUAAGACUCCAAGUACAAAAAAGGAACUUCGUGGUUUGAUUGGGUUAAUUAACUACUACAGUAGGUUUAUACCAAAACACGCGGAUUUAGUUUUUCCUUUUACGGAAUUAUUACGUCGUGGAAAAUCCAUGAGAGUCGACUGGAGCUGUGAGUGUGCGGAGGCAUUGAAGAGAGUGCAGGCCUGUCUGUGUAAGUAUCCAUGAGAAUCGACUGGAGCUGUGAGUGUGCGAAGACAUUGAAGAGAGUACAGGCCUGUCUAUGUAAGUAUCCAUGAGAGUCGACUGGAGCUGUGAGUGUGCGAAGACAUUGAAGAGAGUACAGGCCUGUCUGUGUAAGUAUCCAUGAGAGUCGACUGGAGCUGUGAGUGUGCGAAGACAUUGAAGAGAGUGCAGGCCUGUCUGUGUAAGUAUCCAUGAGAGUAGACUGGAGCUGUGAGUGUGCGAAGACAUUGAAGAGAGUACAGGCCUGUCUGUGUAAGUAUCCAUGAGAGUAGACUGGAGCUGUGAGUGUGCAAAGACAUUGAAGAGAGUGCAGGCCUGUCUGUGUAAGUAUCCAUGAGAGUAGACUGGAGCUGUGAGUGUGCGAAGACAUUGAAGAGAGUGCAGGCCUGUCUGUGUAAGUAUCCAUGAGAGUAGACUGGAGCUGUGAGUGUGCGAAGACAUUGAAGAGAGUGCAGGCCUGUCUGUGUAAGUAUCCAUGAGAGUAGACUGGAGCUGUGAGUGUGCGAAGACAUUGAAGAGAGUGCAGGCCUGUCUGUGUAAGUAUCCAUGAGAGUAGACUGGAGCUGUGAGUGUGCGAAGACAUUGAAGAGAGUGCAGGCCUGUCUGUGUAAGUAUCCAUGAGAGUAGACUGGAGCUGUGAGUGUGCGAAGACAUUGAAGAGAGUGCAGGCCUGUCUGUGUAAGUAUCCAUGAGAGUAGACUGGAGCUGUGAGUGUGCGAAGACAUUGAAGAGAGUGCAGGCCUGUCUAUGUAAGUAUCCUAUUCUUCGUUUGCCUGAUUUUUCUCUACCGUUCUAUCUCCAGACUGAUGCCUCAGACAAAGGGAUCUCUGGCAUUCUUAGCCAGUGUGUGAAUGGUAUGUUGCAUCCUAUAAAAUUUGUGAGCCGUAAGUUGUUGCCUCGGGAGCAGAAGUAUUCUAUCAUUGAACGGGAAGGAUUGGCCAUUGUAUAUGCAAUAAAAAAAUUGGACAGGUAUCUGGCCGGAAAAAAAUUUCAUCUCCAGACUGACCACAAGGCUUUAUCUUACCUUAGGAGCACUAACUUUACCAAUGCACGUAUUACAAGAUGGGCGCUGAUGUUGCAGGAUUAUUCCUUUGAUGUUGUUCAUGCCAAAGGGGAGGACAAUCUGCUUGCUGAUCUGUGUUCAAGAUUACUAUAGACUUUCAAAUACGCAGCUACAUGAGCUACAUACUUAUGUAUUGUUUUUAUACAUGUCUUAUGCAUUUUAUGGUUCCAAUGUAUACAUUGUUGUUUGAAAAUGUUUGCACUUUAUGUUAGAUGAUAUUAUGUUGCAUUUAGUAUUAUUGACAUAAAUUUGCUGAUUAUGCAUUUUAAAUUUGAUUGGUUGGUAGAUUGUGAUUUUGUGAAUGGUUCAUAGUGUCAUGUGGAUACUUUGGUAAAAAGUGUCAUUGGUAAUUUUUCUUCUAAGUUGUUAUGUUUGGAAGAGUGAUGUUAAUGCGGAUGAAUGUUCCCUAGCUGGAUGUGCUUACCUUGUAGCUGCAAUGAUAUCUUCUUACUUUUCUUUCAGUUUGAGGUACGGAAACUGGUCCAUACUUUGUAAGAACCAGUUUGGGGGGAGAGGGGGAAUGUCGGUGCGUAGAUUAUGGCAUUCUAGCACCAAUGUGUAUUAAGUGCACUAUUUUUGAACGCACUUUCUUUUUGUUGCCUUGCUUGUAAGUUAAUGGAGUGUUUUUGUUCUGCUGGUGUAACGUUUGUUGAGAUUCUUCUGUGUUCCCCUGUUUAGGGGAGUUAGCUUGGGAUUGGAAGUCUACGCUGGUGACUAAAGACAGCAGUGUCAGAGUGUGUUGUGUUUCGAACAUUAAUGUGUACGUUGUGGGACAGCAAGGGGUAGAAUUAUUAUUUAAUUAAUAAAUUCACAGUAUUAAAAUGUUCCAAAUUCAAUGUCAUUACUCCAUUAGUUUGUCAUCAUACUUAUAUUUAUAUCAUUAAAUAUUUACAUUGUUA
Molecule: messenger RNA, 5089 nt
Organism: Biomphalaria glabrata
Lineage: Eukaryota; Metazoa; Mollusca; Gastropoda; Planorbidae
Exons: 2
Coding region: 404-3109 (901 amino acids)
Biological process (GO): DNA integration
Molecular function (GO): nucleic acid binding
Source: RefSeq, a predicted model, not a curated record